GGUAUAGAAGAAAUCACUCUUUCUGCCAUUUUCAUUCUCCUCUGCCUCGUCUUCAAGUAAGUGAUUUCUCUGCAUUCCUGUUUAUCGAUCGAUGAUGUUUCAUAUGCGAAAUUAUUGUCUGCUUACGAUUAUUGAUAGAUUCUGCAACAAAUUUGUAUUGAAUCCGUAAUUUGUGCAAUUGGUAUGGUGAGGGUUUCGAUUCCCCCAAAUUCAUUCCUCCGUCGAAACCCUAAAUCUGUCCAAAUUCGAGUGCGAAGCUUUAGUCUUCAAGAAAAAACGCAGCAGCAAACUGAUAACCACCUUGAAUCUUCUUCUCAUAGUCGAAUCGUUGAGGAAAAUAGCUCAUUGAUGAAAAAUCCCCAAAUUCAGAGCCCGAGGGUUUGUUCGAUCGCGGGAGAAGUAUCUAAAUUCAUCAGAACUCGUUCCAAAUGGGAACCAACUCUUUCAACUGAGUUUCCUGAUGUGAAUUUUUCAGAUCCUAAUGUUUACAAUGCAGUUUUGAGACAGGAGAUUGAUGCCUCCCUAUCCUUCAGAUUCUAUUCAUGGCUUCGAUCCAUCGACGUCGCCGAAUUCGAUUCCGAUUUCUGCAACAUUGUGUUUUCUAGGCUACUUGAUGCCAAUGCUGUCAAUGCUGCUAGAGAUUUUCUCAACAAAGCUAAGUUUGAGCCCGAGCCGCAGCAUUUGGAAACAUACAUUCGAUCCCUCUGUAAAAACAGUUUGAUCGAUGAAGCUCUUGUUGUGUUCGAAUGGCUGAGAAGUAUCGGUUAUAAUGUGUCGUUGGGAACAUGGAAUUCGGUGUUGUUGGAUUCGGUGCGAAGCAAGAAAAUCGACAUUGUUUGGAAGUUGUAUGGAGAAAUGACGGAGAGUGGCGUUGUAGCUGAUGUGAAGACGAUCGGAUGUUUGAUUCGAGCGUUUUGUUUGGACAACAAUCCCGGGAAAGGUUACAAGCUUUUCCGGCAGAUCUUGGCGGCGGGGCACGUUCCGGAAAACGUUGUUUUCAAACACUUGGUAUCUGCGCUUUGUCGGAAUCGUAGUUAUGGAAAAGUCCAAGCUGUUCUUCACGCAAUGGUCGCGAAGAAUCAAGCGCCCGACGUCUACACUUACCGAAAACUGAUCGUCGGAUUGUGCGACGGAGGAAUGGUCGACGACGGUUUUCGUAUCUUCAACGAAUUGAGAACCCGAGGCUACUCUCUCGAUAUCGUCAUGUACACGACGAUGAUUCGCGGUCUAUGUCGAAACAAGAAUCUCGGAGACGCAAGAAAGCUCUGGUCCGAGAUGAUCGACGGCGGAAUCGCUCCGAACGACUACUCCUACAAUGUUUUAAUCGAUGGGUUAUUCAAGAACGGCGAUAUCGAUGAAGCGGAGAAGCUUUAUGGAGAAAUGCUCGACGGGGGAUGCGGUGGGACUGCCGUAACCUACACCACGAUGAUAAACGGGCUGUGCUCGAACGGGAAAUUGGGGGAGGCUCGGAGGAUGUUCGACAGCAUGGACGAAAACGGCGUUGAGCGGGACUCCGUAACGUACAAUGCGAUGCUUAAGGGUUAUUUUCGGGGACAUAACGUAAGCGAGGAAGGCGUAAACUUUCUCAACGAGGUAUUGAGUCGCGGGUUCCGGCCGACGACGGCGUCGAUUGCGUUGGUGAUCGAGAAACUUUGCGACGAUGGUUUUGCAACAGAGGCGGAGAGGCUUUGGCUCGGGAUGGAGGGUCGGGGGGGCUUCGAAAUGCCGAUUCGAUCGAUGGAUUCAAUUGCGGCAGGGCUGGGUAAGGAGGGGUUAUUGCAAGAAGGUGUGAGAUGGUUAGGACAUAUGAUUUGUAAGGGAAUUAGGCCUAAGAUUGGAAGGUUCGAGGAUGUUUUUGAAAGGAUGUUCGAAGGUGGGAAGAUUGGCGAUGGUGAGUUUGUUUUGGGCUAUGCUUUGAAGAUGGGGUUUUGUUCUUUGGAAACUUUGGCUGCCAUUGUUAGAUGAAUGAACGAGGCUCUGAUCACACACAGGUUGUUUUACUUUUUUUUAAAAAAUAAAAUAUCGAUAUUUAAUGUGAUAAUUUAGAGAAAAUUGAUACUUUUGGGUCCGUGGAAGCCGUCACAUUUUAAUUAUCUUUUUUU
Molecule: messenger RNA, 2102 nt
Organism: Andrographis paniculata
Lineage: Eukaryota; Viridiplantae; Streptophyta; Magnoliopsida; Lamiales; Acanthaceae
Product: pentatricopeptide repeat-containing protein At5g18950
Exons: 1
Coding region: 184-1965 (593 amino acids)
Molecular function (GO): protein binding
Source: RefSeq, a predicted model, not a curated record